CCGCCGCGGGAGCGGGCGGGGGGCGCCCGCGUGCCGCCGGCGAUGGCGAACCAGCUGGUGAUCCUCAACGUCUACGACAUGUAUUGGAUGAAUGAAUAUACUUCUUCCCUUGGAAUUGGAGUAUUCCAUUCAGGUAUAGAGGUGUACGGCCGAGAAUUUGCUUAUGGUGGUCAUCCUUACCCUUUUUCUGGAAUAUUUGAAAUUUCGCCAGGAAACGCUUCUGAGCUAGGAGAAACAUUUAAAUUUAAAGAGGCUGUGGUUCUAGGCAGCACUGACUUUAUGGAAGAUGAUGUAGAAAAAAUAAUAGAAGAGCUUGGAAAAGAAUUCAAAGGAAAUGCCUAUCAUCUGAUGCACAAAAACUGCAAUCACUUUUCAUCAGCUUUAUCUGAGAUUCUGUGUGGAAAAGAUAUUCCACGAUGGGUGAAUCGUCUUGCAUACUUCAGCUCUUGCAUACCCUUUCUCCAGAGCUGUCUGCCGAAAGAGUGGCUAACUCCUGCAGCGCUCCAGUCUAGUGUUAGCCAGGAGCUUCAUGAUGAGCUGGAGGAAGCUGAGGAUGCAGCGGCAUCAGCUUCCUUGGCAAGCUCAGCAUCUGGUUCUAGAGCUGGACGUCACACCAAAUUAUAAGUCCUCCUCCAAAGUAACAAAUGGUUUGAAAUACUUCAAUUUAAUCUCUCUGGCAAUUGACUUCCUGACAGAACAUGAGAGCUGACUCUAGAACAUUGUCUUUAUAUGCAAAAAUGGCUCUCGUCAACCUGUGUUUCAGCUCAGGAUUAUUUAUGUAGUGAAAAGAAUUGCUGGGAGAAAAGGGAAGGAUUUUGUGUGAAGCCACCCUUUUCAUUUCCACCUGUUUGGUAGGCCUGGGUUACUUAACAUCUUGUAUAAAGCAGAACUUAAAUUAUUUGUUUACAGUAUUGUUUACUGCUGUUUACAAGUCCUGUAAGGACCCCUGCCACGAUGAAAGAAGAGAGAAUACAAGUUUGAUUAACUGCUGGUGUAACUCAAAGGCAGUGAUGUUAUACCCUGGAUGAACUCUCCCUUUUGUUUUAAAGAUUUGAGGCAGGUGACCUUUAGAUUUCUGAAGAAUGCCAGAAACUGCUGAAUACUAUAUAUGUGAACAGGGUACUGCGCACUUAAAGUGGGUGAUGUAAACAGGUAGAUUCCAGGAUGUAGGGAGACUGAUUUUGUCUAAGAUCUAUUAUUAGAAGUAUGACCUCUACAUUAAUGAAACUGUGGAUUUUUGCACAUAUGAAGGGAAAUCUCAUUACAAUGCACAUUAACUCCUAAGUGUGGGGUGUGGGUUUUUUGUUUUGUUUUUUUAGCUCAGCCAGGCAGGUGUCUUGUUUCAGAUGGGCAUCCUAUCCUCUCUUGGUAUUUACAGUCUACUUCAAUCAGGAUUUAGACAUGUGAAUUCCACCUGUUACAAACAUCAGCAAAUUUCAUUGUUUGUUUUACUUGAUUUAAAAGCUGUUUGAAACUUAGUACUUGGGGGGGAGGAGGAGUGUUUUGCAAAGGUGUGGGAUUGUUUUUUUUUCUUAUGUAGUUUAAACUAGUGUAAUACACAAGCCAUUUAUGGUUGGGGAAUGGCCUUGCUUUCUGCUGAUAUUAUGCUUCAUUUGAGUUUGUAAACACUUACAGCUCAAAAAACAGGUCACAAGUUACUAACCAGUUGUGCAUACCCACACAAAUUACAGAGAUCAGAAUUUAUUUUCCCGUUGCCUCUGUCUGUGGCAUUAAGUUUCUUGUCAGAUGUAAUGAAGAAAAACCUGAAAAUUGCUUAGGCACCUGUAUAUUUACACAGCAGAACCCACUAAUCUGCACACAAUUAUAUCUGAAGGUAGGAGAUGUUAUUUUGUAAAACAGAAGUAUGUUUGCUGGUAGAUUAUAAUUAGAGCUAAAUUAUAAUUAGUGAUCAGAAUAUAUAAUGAAUGCCUUAUUCUUGUUCACUUAUCAAGAGAAUUAAUGGUUCUUCCAGUCAUUAGUGUGAAUUAGUGAGGUUCUGUUGUGCAUAUAAGGAUACAGUAGCACAACCAUGAGUGAGGUGAGCUUGUGUAUUUUUUUUAAGACUUGCUGCCUUAAACUAUAACAAAAACCACACCGUCUGUAAACUGAUCAGCUCACAAAGAAGUGUGCAUUACUGGAAGUAUAAAUGAUUCUUAGGAGCUUUAUUUUUUUCCCUCCACUGAAUGAAAUACUAACUCUACAGUUUCUGCUAUUUAAAAGGGGGAGCGGGGGAGAUCUUAGGAGGCAAGAAUGCUUAAUGCUACGAAUGCUCCUAGCCUUGGGUAGUCAGUGCCAUUGAACCCUCAAAAAGGUGCAUUAGACUAUUUUCUAGUAAGAAUUCUUAUGAUGGCCACUCCAGUUCAUGUUAGAAAUGGUCAGAAACUUUUCUGCUAGCAGUUAGGUUGAAUCCUUCGUAAACCUGUCUAAGCUUCCAUUGAUCUUCUGUGAUGCAGUGUAGUAACAGGAGGAGAAAAAAAAAUCAAGUGAGACUCUAGGAAGAGUGGAAUAAUAGUAAAAGUCUCUUUAACUGUAGUUUGAUAUGUGUCUAAUACUCAUUUCCCACUUAGUGAAAGAGAUCAACCGAUAUGUCUGCUGCUAAUUACAGUAUCUGUUUGAUCUCCAGAAAGUGGACAUACUGACUCUCUGUUUUUCUUUUUUUUUUUUUUUUUCCCCCUUUCACUUGAAUCUCUGGAUUUGAGUUCUUUCUCUCUCUCUCUCUCUCUCUUUCUCUCUCUCACACUCUCUCUUUUUUUUUUUUUCUUCCUUCCCUGUAGUGAAAAUGAAUAAGGUGGUCUCCAGUUGACUCUCAAGCAUUAAUUAAUACAGAAUUAAAUAUUGCACCAGUUACAGCUAAGGCAACAGGCCAUGGAUGGGUUAUUUUGCCUCUGCUGUGCAGUUGUGGUAGUAAUGUGACUAAGUCUCUCAGCCAAGGCAGGUCCUUUAUUUCAGCUCAGGGUUGAGGCCACUGAUCUAGCAAUGUACUGUAGCUUUUCCUAGGUUUUAGGAAGAAUAAAUAGAAUUAAUUUUCAUUGCUACCUAACUUUUAUGUACCAAAAUCAGCUUUAUAGGCUUCUAAUAUAUCCAGAGCGCUAGGUCACAAAUCUCUACACUUUCAUUAACACACACACACACAACUACAGCAUGUACAAUGCAAGAAACGGUGACAGAUCACAGCACAGUUUUUAUUUAGAUGUAAAACUUAAGAAUAUUUUUUAUAAAGCAGACUGGAAAGUUUGUAACAAAAAUACUUGUUUUAUUGAUAGCUGUACAGGUGAAAACUCUGUCUUAUGCUUUGUUGUUGUUUUCUCAAAACUACCCAUUUGUAAAUCAUACGAGGAAACUGACACCUGAACCCUGGAGGCUGUUCGGUAUUGGAGCAAAGUGAGCGGUACUGUGACUUCCAUCAUGGGCUGUAAACCCAGCCUCCGCUGGGUGCCUGAAAGAAGUCACCCAGCCAGUGGUUACUCCUAUCUGUUAGCAAUAGAGCAAGUUACCUUUCACCAGCAUUACUGCCAAGCAGGGAUUACUGUAGUCUACUGAUGACCACACUGUGCUAGGACGAGAACACUCCAAAAUGCUGUGAGAAAGCUGGACGCCUGCGGAGUCUUUCCAUCAAAACGGGUAGAAAAAUAAUUCACUACUUCAGGGUUCUGCUCUGUUUACUUUCUCAUUCUUGUUUAAUUUUCUGUAAGAUAGACUUUUGAUAUGUAUUAUAUUCUUUAACUCAGUCAUUUUCUUUAAAUGCCACUUUCUGUUCAGCAAGCCAAAAAAAAAAUGUACUGUCAGUGUGCACCAGUAACUUCAGAGUGGCUUUGUAAAAAAAAAAAAAAUACAGUUGGAUUAUUUCUAAAACUUGCAAUGCAAUUCUGAUCACUAUUGAUACAUGAUAAUUUUCACUGUUGGAAGUUGAUUACAAGCUGAAUAUUCACUGACGCAAUUUUGUAAACUUGUAUUCAAGUUUACUGUACUUCAUAGUAUUUGUAUAAAAUUCAAAGAAUUUUGACUUUUGUUACCUGUACAUGGCAACAAGUUGUCUAUCAUCUUAAAUCCAUCAGUUUAUUAAA
Messenger RNA from Rhea pennata, 4064 nucleotides. RefSeq names its product desumoylating isopeptidase 2 (gene DESI2). Gene Ontology annotation, biological process: protein deubiquitination. Gene Ontology annotation, molecular function: deubiquitinase activity. The record is from RefSeq and is a predicted model, not a curated record. The coding region runs from base 43 to 624 and encodes 193 amino acids. The transcript has 5 exons. Lineage: Eukaryota; Metazoa; Chordata; Aves; Rheiformes; Rheidae.